AUGACUGAUACACGAGCUCAUCAAAGGGUCGCAAAAGAGAUUGAAAGAAUGGGACAUAAUCCACCACUUGGUAUAUUGAUGUGGCCUUUGAGCGAUUCUCUUGAAAAUUUAGAAGCCUCAAUUGAAGGAUUAAAAGAUACUCCAUAUGAAGGUGGAGAAUUUCAUUUGUCAAUUACAAUCCCUCCAAAAUAUCCUAAUGUACCUCCUACAAUUAAAUUCAAAACUCCAAUUUACCAUCCAAAUAUCGAUUCUUCAGGUCGUAUCUGCCUUGACUUCUUAAAACCACAACCACAAGGUAAAUGGACUGCAACAGUAUCACUUGAAAUGCUUUUAACGCAAAUUCAACAACUGAUGGCAGAACCUAAUCCAAACGAUCCAUUAGAUACAAAAAUAGCUCAAGAAUUUACCGAAAAUAAGGCCAAGUUUCUUGAAACUGCAAAGAAAUGGACAGACGUUCAUGCCAAACCAAAUUCAAUUACAAAAGGCAAUGAGGCUGCUAUUGAAAUGGAUAUAUCUGACUAG
Trichomonas vaginalis G3 is the source of this 522-nucleotide messenger RNA. Its product is annotated as protein modification by small protein conjugation. The transcript has a single exon. The record is from RefSeq and is a predicted model, not a curated record. The coding region runs from base 1 to 522 and encodes 173 amino acids. NCBI's taxonomy places the organism in Eukaryota, Parabasalia, Trichomonadida, Trichomonadidae.